Molecule: messenger RNA, 1127 nt
Organism: Dentiscutata erythropus
Lineage: Eukaryota; Fungi; Glomeromycota; Glomeromycetes; Diversisporales; Gigasporaceae
Source: the annotation of a GenBank genome assembly
UAUUUUUCACAUUCUUAUUCUUCUUGGCCCUGAAUGCUCAAUCUCAUAUAAUAUUAGGAGAGGCUUCUGUUCAUGUUACUGAUGGAUGUGCAAGAAUUCAUAAUGAAUUUAUUACAAAUCAGAAAACUAAUUUUAGUUAUAUCGAUGUCAAAGAUUGUUAUGAAAGCUAUCCAUUUGAUAAAGCUGUUGCCUCUAAGACGAUCGAUACAUUAACCGAUCUUAUCGGUGGGUUCUACUCAUUUUUGGAUAAAGCAAAAGAACUUCCACAACCUGGGUAUGACUUUAGACCAAUGGAUUUAAUAGCUGAAUUAAAUCUUUUUCGGAAUAAAUCUUAUGCAACUUUAUAUGAUUUUACAAUCGAUAUUAAACAUCUCUUCAAUGAUUUAAAAGAUGCUCACACAACAUUUAUUUCAAAUUGCUUUGAGACAUUUGUUUUUUAUACAAAUAUGACAUUUUAUUCCGUUGUUGAUGAUGGAAAGCAGAAAAUUAAAGUCUUUAAUGACACUAUUGACCGAUCUAAUAUUGAUUGUGAAGUAACUCAUAUUGAUGGUCAACAAGCAUUCCAAAUAAUUUAUGAAUAUGCCAACAAAUCAGUUUAUUGGUCAAGAGAUCUCGGUGUACGAUUUAAUAUAGCGCUUGAUCAUGCCCAUGCAAAAAAAUCUUUUGCCAUACGUUAUGAGAUACCAGAGAAGCCAGAUAUCACUUACACACUUAAAUGCGAUAACACUAAUGAAUUUAAUGUUAUAAGAAACUGGAAUGCUUUUACUAUUAGUUCAAUUUUAGAUAAGUUUAAUGAUUCAAAAUCCUAUUUUGAUAAUAUUUGUAACCCUAUCAAAGAAAGCAAGCAACCUGUAUCUUUUAACCCCAAGCAUCGAAAAAUUACAAAAAUAAUCGAUAAUGCUAAUGGUAUAUUAGCAAAACAAGACCAAAGUGUAACCACAAUAAGAAUUGUUAAUCAAUUUGUUGAAUUUUACAAAGUGAAAGAUUUUGGUGUUGUAAAAAUAAUUACUGAACAACCCAAUACAUUAACUACAGAUGAGACCAUAGCCAUAUUUCCGAAAGUAAUUCAAGGAUUUAAAGAGCUAGCGAAUGCGGGUAUUAAAAAGGUAAUUAGCAAUCUUGUAUAA